UUACGUCGGUUGCGUGUCGAUUUCUCUCCUAAUACCGAUUUAUUUACAUGUACUCAGUGUGCAUCCGCCGAGUGCAUAGCUAGUGAAGCAGUUUCAGUGUGAAGAAAUUCUUCAUUCUAUGGAUUAAAAAUCGACAGGCGACGAGGGUGCCUUGCAUGAUGGAAAGCUGACCUGAGUGGAACCAUUCCCUCGAGACCCACCAGAUAGUGUUUAAUAGUCGUUUAGCGCUUAAUUUUUGUGAUUUCGUAUAGUUAUUGCGUCUGUUGUUUCAAGAGGUUGUGUAUCAUCGUCACCAAAACAGUUGUUGUUAGUAUGUCUCGUUUGGAUCCGCCCCCCCGGUAAUCCCAGUUAAUGACAGCCAUAUGUAGCAGUAAUUUGGGCAGCAUGGACAUCAAGCACGAGAUGAUUUACCGUGAAGAUGACGUGCUGCUUGUCAAAUCGGAGCCCCAGUUGCAUUCGCCUUGCGCCACCGGCAACAACGGCUUGCCAUCUGGGGCCGCUUCGAACCUCCUUUGUGCCAAUACGAACAACGGCCUGGUGACGACUUUGGCGAGCAGUUCAUCGUUGAACGGCCUCACCAACAACGUGCCCAGCAAUGGACUGUCUUCUAGUGGACCGUUCAGUUCGAUUGGUAGUGGUGUUAGUGCUAGCAAAAGGCAAAGAACCGAUGAUUGGUUGAGCUCACCCAGCGGCAACGUGCCGCCCCUGACUCCCUCGCCGGGACCCCCCUCACACCCAUACACCGUCAUCAGCAACGGGUACUCCUCACCCAUGUCCUCUGGCAGCUACGACCCCUACAGCCCCAACGGAAAAAUCGGACGCGAGGACUUGUCCCCCAGCAGCUUGAAUGGCUACAGCGCUGACAGUUGCGACUCCAAGAAGAAAAAAGGUCCGACGCCUCGGCAGCAGGAAGAGCUAUGUCUCGUGUGCGGCGACAGAGCCUCCGGUUACCACUACAACGCCCUCACCUGCGAGGGCUGCAAGGGCUUCUUCCGACGCAGCAUAACGAAGAACGCAGUGUAUCAAUGCAAAUACGGCAACAAUUGCGAAAUAGACAUGUAUAUGAGACGAAAGUGUCAGGAGUGUCGGUUGAAAAAGUGCCUCAGCGUCGGGAUGAGGCCGGAAUGUGUCGUGCCGGAAGUACAGUGCGCCGUCAAGCGAAAGGAGAAGAAAGCCCAAAAAGAAAAAGAUAAGCCGAAUAGCACAACAAAUGGCUCACCGGACGUCAUCAAGGUUGAACCAGAAGUAAGUAAUUGUAGAUCAGCAAGAGAUCUUCAAUUUCUUCAAUGUGCUUUCGCUUCGCAGUUGUCAGAUUCAGAAAAGACAUUGUGUAAUGGAAGUAAAGGAAUUUCGCCGGAGCAAGAGGAGCUCAUACAUCGACUGGUUUAUUUCCAGAAUGAAUACGAACAUCCGUCUGAGGAAGACGUUAAACGGAUCAUUAACCAGCCGAUGGAUGGCGAAGAUCAAUGUGAUGUUCGGUUUAGGCAUAUCACGGAAAUUACUAUCUUGACGGUGCAACUUAUCGUAGAGUUUGCCAAGCGGUUACCAGGCUUUGACAAACUCUUAAGGGAGGACCAGAUCGCUCUCUUGAAAGCAUGUUCCAGUGAAGUGAUGAUGUUCAGGAUGGCUCGACGUUACGACGUACAAACGGAUUCCAUCCUCUUCGUAAAUAACCAACCAUAUUCAAGAGACAGCUAUAAUUUGGCUGGAAUGGGGGAAACCAUCGAAGAUCUCUUGCAUUUCUGCAGAACAAUGUAUUCGAUGAAGGUGGACAAUGCCGAAUACGCCUUACUCACCGCCAUCGUAAUAUUCUCAGAGCGUCCAGCGCUGAUUGAAGGCUGGAAGGUGGAGAAGAUCCAGGAGAUCUACUUGGAGGCGCUGCGGGCGUACGUCGACAACCGGAGAAAGCCUAAACCGGGCACGAUAUUCGCGAAACUCCUGUCAGUACUAACCGAAUUGCGGACAUUAGGCAACCAAAAUUCCGAGAUGUGCUUCUCGUUAAAACUGAAAAAUAAAAAACUGCCGCCGUUCCUGGCGGAAAUCUGGGACGUCGACUUGAAAACAUAGUAGAGGUGACGUACCGACAGGUGGAUGUUUGCUGCUGUUUGGAAAGCGGAUUUCGAAUACGACUUAAUAAUGGCAGUGGAUCGGCUCACCACCGAAAGUUGGCUGUGAAAUAAUGUAAAUUUUUUUUAUUAAUUAAUUAUUAAACGAAUGUUGGACGGCAUCUAGAGAAAAUGUUAUUACUGAGCAUAGAUUUAUUUAGAUAAUUACAUAGAGAAUAUUACUCGAUGAAUCAAACUAUUAAGUAGAUUUUAUAAAUGCCUGUAUAAACUCUGCGACUUUUGUAAAACACUUUAUCUUGGCAAUUUGCUUACUUAAUUGGUAAGACUGGACCGGACUGACUUAACAGAGGUGCCUUCACUUGAAAUACGGAUCAUACGACUGAGGGCAGGUGCAAAUUAUGACAAUUACAAUGCCAGUAGAGUUAGGCCGACUGGAAAUGAUCUGAAAUUAUUGAAAAAGUGCAAUUUAAUUUUAUUUCAAAUUAACAAACGAAUCGUUUAGACGUCAAAAGCACCAAAUCUACGGCAAAGGAGGCAGAAUUACUUCAAACAAUAAUAAUUUUUAACAAAGAAGCAGCCGUCCGCUAUAAUCCAAAAUAGUGAAAACGUGAAGUGAUUCGGAUCUAACAGUGAACGAGGACUCGUGCCAUUUUACCCGGGCAUCCUGUCAUACAUACGUAUAACCACACUAUACAACAGACUAUCCUGCCUUUACAAACUAUUGAUGUUUAACUCUUCGAUGUGUAGUUGUAGCCUACUCAUUUUUAUACUGUACUGUAUAGUUUCUGCAUUCGUAUUCUGCUGCUAGAUGCGCUCGUAAUUAUAACGACAUAUUUUUCAUCAAUUGUAGAUAGAAACAUAUUUUCAUAAACAUACAGAGACAGAAGUAUUUUUGUUGGACACUGAAUUAUUAUUAUUUCAUUUCGCGCGCGCCAUCUAUUGCCUUGCCACCAAGCACACGGUUUAGUUAACACCGGGAGUCAACCAUCCUGACUGGAAUCCACCAAUAAGACGCUGAUUUAUCCUUCCAUAUUUUCACAAGGAUCUCAAAACCUAAUCUUAUCAUUUUAGCAUUGUAUUCUAAAGUGCAAGGUGCUAUGAACGACCCUGAACCGGCAUCUAUUAAUAUACAACACAUCAUCAUUUAAAAAAAUUUGUUUAACUUUAUUUUAUUGAUUUUGGAUGUUAAACAGAUUGUUUCAUUUAUAUAAUAAACACAAGCCCAGUGGCUAUGAAACGUCAUGGAAUAUCACGAGUCGUAACAGAGUAUUGAAAAAAAAAAAUAUUUCUCUAUUUUUAUCAAUUUGGAAUUAUGCUAAUACAUAGCAUACAAAUACUCAAACAUUAUCGCAUAAUCACGAACCUGUCACGUUUCUUUUGUAUUUCAGCAAGCUGUUAUUUGUUGUGGGAACAAGCAAAUCGUUUAAUUAAAUCCUGACAUAAAGGUCUUGUCAGUUUUGAUUUUUUUAACCGAUUUCAAAAUUGCAAUUAAACCGCAGGAAAUUGCUAACCAUUUUGCCCGUUUCUUAUUUAUUUUUUCAGAUAAAAAAUUUCAAUAUGAGAAUUAUCUCAUGACAUUGUUUUCACACGUUGCAACAACACUGAUCUAAUGUAAUAUUGAUAAUAUACAACGUGGAGCUUUUAAGUUUGUUUUCGUUGUUUUUAGAAUCAAAAUUUUAUUAAGGAAUAAGAUUUUUAUGAAAAAAUUUUGAAUGAUCUAUGUUAUGUAGUAUAAUUACUAAACGUCAAAUUAGUUGCGAAUUAAAAUUUAAUAUCAAUUAAUGUUCUGUACAGUUGGAGACAAAAUACUUUGGUCGUCAAAUGUCACUUGAGUGACAUUAAAUUGUAAAGCAUGCUUUAGGUCUGUUAACUUUAUUUUUAGCU
Messenger RNA from Tribolium madens (black flour beetle), 3950 nucleotides. RefSeq names its product ecdysone receptor (gene EcR). Gene Ontology annotation, biological process: negative regulation of transcription by RNA polymerase II; positive regulation of transcription by RNA polymerase II; cell differentiation. Gene Ontology annotation, cellular component: nucleus. The record is from RefSeq and is a predicted model, not a curated record. The transcript is spliced from 7 exons. The coding region runs from base 352 to 2067 and encodes 571 amino acids. Gene Ontology annotation, molecular function: ecdysone binding; RNA polymerase II cis-regulatory region sequence-specific DNA binding; nuclear receptor activity. Lineage: Eukaryota; Metazoa; Arthropoda; Insecta; Coleoptera; Tenebrionidae.